UUUGCUAGGAAACCAGAAUAUUGUUUGUCAAGUGCCAAAGAAACAAAACACCGUUAUGAAUGUUGUAAGGUAAAUUAGUGGAAGGUGCAAGUGAACUUCAUGGUUGACAGAGUCAGAUGCAAAAAAGACAGAACUGUUGGCCUCAAAAUUCUUUGUGCAUAUUUAGUUAUAACUAUUUCAUUCAGCAUAUUCCCAGCUCCAAUCCAAACACACAGGAGAUUAUAUACAGUGUCCCAACAUUCCAACAAUCCCUUUUUAUGAUCACAAUUUCUAUCUGUUGUUAUGGCAGACAGUGUGGUUUCCUUUGUUUUAGAUCACUUGUCCCAACUGGUGGAACAUGAAGCAAGGUUGCUAAGUGGCGUGGAAGACAAGGUGAAGUCCCUCGAGAGGGAGCUUCAGAUGAUCAACGUCAUCCUAAGAACCACAAACAGCAACAACGACAUUCAGAAAACAGUGGUGAGCCAAAUCAGAGAUGUGGCCCAUGAAGCUGAGGAUGUCAUUGACACGUACGUUGCCAAAGUGGCCCUGCACAACAGGAGAACCAUGCUGGGGAGGCUACUCCAUGGAGUUGACCAAACAAAGUUGCUCCAUGACGUAUCCGAGAAAAUAGACGAGAUCAUAACAACUCUCAACCAGAUACGUGAAAACAAGAUCAAAUACAGCGAGUUCCAAGAAAGAAAUCAUCAAUCCAUAGCAGAAGAGGAGGAGGAGGAGAAGGAGAGGGAGAGGUUACUUCACAAGCUAAGAAGAAAUGUAGAGGAGGAACAUGUAGUGGGUUUUAUCCGUGGAUCUCAAGCAAUCAUCAAGCUACUCAAGGAAGGUGGCUCACGGCGUAAUGUGGUCUCCAUCAUCGGCAUGGGGGGGUUGGGCAAGACCACCCUUGCCCGAAAAGUUUAUAAUGAUAGCAAGGUGAAACAAGGCUUUAGUUGUUGUGUUUGGGUGUACGUGUCAAACGAGUGUAGAGCUAAGGAGCUUUUGCUUAGUCUUCUUAAGCAUUUGAGGCCAAACCUCGAAACUGAACUUCAAGAAGAAAACAACAAAGGAAAAAAAUUCACUGAAGAACAAGACAUUUUUAACUUGAGUGUGGAGGAGCUGAAGAAACUGGUGCGGCAAUACUUGGAGAGGAAAACAAGGUAUCUGGUGGUCCUCGAUGACUUGUGGAAAACACAAGAUUGGGACGAGGUGCAAGAUGCUUUUCCCGACAACAACAGAGGCAACAGAAUAUUGAUCACUAGUCGUUUGAAAGAGGUGGCCUUGCAUACUAGUCUUCAUCCUCCAUACUACCUUCAAUUUCUCAGCCAAGAAGAAAGCUGGGAGCUCUUUCGUAGGAAAGUGUUUAGAGGGGAAGAAUGCCCUUUUGAACUAGAGCCUCUAGGCAAACAAAUAGUGGCAAGUUGUCGCGGUUUGCCACUCUCUAUUGUUGUAUUAGCAGGAUUGCUAGCCAACAAGGAAAAGUCACACAGGGAAUGGUCCAAAGUGGUGGGUCACGUCAACUGGUAUCUUACUCAAGACGAGACUCAAGUGAAGGAUAUAGUUCUGAAGCUCAGUUAUGAUAACUUGCCAAGAAGAUUGAAACCAUGCUUUCUAUAUUUUGGGAUAUUCCCUGAAGACUUUGAAAUCCCUGUUAGGCCAUUACUACAACAAUGGGUUGCAGAAGGGUUUAUACAAGAAACAAGAAAUAGAGACCCAGAUGAUGUGGCAGAAGACUACUUGUACGAGCUCAUUGAUCGUAGUUUGGUCCAAGUAGCAGCAAUAAAGACUAGUGGAGGUGUGAAAACUUGUCACAUCCAUGAUCUUCUCCGAGAUCUUUGUGUAUCGCAGAGCAAAGGGGACAAGAUUUUUGAAGUCUGCUCAGAUAAUGACAUUCAAAUUCUAACAAAACCUCGCAGGUUGUCCUUCCAUUGUGACAUGGGCCACUACAUUUCUUCAAGCAACAAAGACCAUUCAUGUAUCCGUUCUUUGUUCUUCUUUGGAAUAUAUUCCAAUUUUACUGGGAACGAGUGGGAAUGGCUUUUCAAAGGCUUCAAAUUGGUUCGAGUGUUAGAGCUUGGAAAAAACCAUUGCGCAGGAAAGAUCCCAUCUAAUUUGGGGGACUUUAUCCACUUAAGGUAUUUGAGAAUUGACUCGAAUUUUGGUAUAAUUAUUCCAACUUCCAUACUUACCCUUCAGAAUUUACAAACAGUAGAUUUAGGUAAUUGGUUUAGGGAAAUCCCAAUUUGUUUCCCUGCUCAAAUGUGGAAGCUCAAACAUUUAAGGCACCUGUAUGGGCAAGGACCUGUGAAGCUUCAAGGCCACUAUUCAGGAUCAAAUGAGGUUAUGUGGAAUCUCCGAACCAUCUUCCCCAUUGAUAUUGAUACACAAACAUUGUCUCUGAUGAAGAAAGGAAGCUUCCCCAAUCUUGUGAAAUUGGGGUUGUCAAUCAAUUCGGACCGCCAAGGUAAGUGGCCAAAGUUGUUGCAGAGCUUACAAGAAUUAAGUCAUUUGAAUAUCUUAAAGAUUUGCCUCCGAGGGGAUUUUGAUGCUUCAAUAGGCACAGUGUCAAGCAUAUGGCGGUUUGGUUGUGAGCCACAGGAGCUAUUACAAAGCCUAGGGCUGUUGACUCAUAUAACUACGUUGAAAAUCACCAAUAUCUGCAGCCUUAUGAUAACGGUUCCUCCAAAUGUCACCAAGUUAACAUUGCGUGGUAUUAGUAGCAUCACUAGGGAGGGGCUGAAUGCGUUGAGAAAUCACACCAAACUCCAAAUUUUGAGUCUAUAUGGAGACUAUGGCUCUAACAUUAACCUCAAUUGUGUUGUAGGCGGCUUUCCACAACUGCAAGUAUUGCAAUUGAAAAAGUUCACCUCUGUAAAUUGGAAAUUAGGCAAUGGUGCAAUGCCACGUCUUCACACUCUAGUCAUCAUCAACUGUCAAAGUUUAGAUGAUCUUCCAAAUGAAUUGUGGUCUCUCACUGCCUUCAGAAAACUGCAUGUAAAACAACCCUCACAACCAAUGCUUCGUAUGCUACGGGAUUUGAAAAUAAAGGAUAGGGUUCAAGUCAUAGUCGAUGAUCAUGACAACUAGUUCUUGUUUCAGUAAACCUAUGGAUUACCAAGUUUCUUUGUAUUUGGUAACAAGUUAUUUUGGGUUUCAUUAGUUUCCAUUUUAAGAUUUUAGAAUAAUCAUGUUCAACCAUGUAUGAUGUAAAGUUGAUGACUUUAAUUAAGAAAAACCU
Molecule: messenger RNA, 3211 nt
Organism: Cajanus cajan (pigeon pea)
Lineage: Eukaryota; Viridiplantae; Streptophyta; Magnoliopsida; Fabales; Fabaceae
Source: RefSeq, a predicted model, not a curated record